Emericellopsis cladophorae is the source of this 1767-nucleotide messenger RNA. RefSeq lists its product as uncharacterized. The transcript has a single exon. NCBI's taxonomy places the organism in Eukaryota, Fungi, Ascomycota, Sordariomycetes, Hypocreales, Bionectriaceae. The coding region runs from base 1 to 1767 and encodes 588 amino acids. The record is from RefSeq and is a predicted model, not a curated record.
AUGCCUCGCCCCAAGCGAACGCGCCAGCCCGUCGCGGCCCCAGACGACCAAGAACCACGAGGACGGUCCCGUGCCACACGCAGAAGUACCAGCACGAUGCAGGAUGCUGAGAAGACGCGGGACCAGGCACUCCGCGCGCUGGCGACAGAAGAUCCCACAUCCACCGAGCAUGACACGUCCAUCGAGGUCGGCCGGCGUGCGGCGACCCCCUCGCGACGCGACACCACGGGCCUUGAUCUGGGCGACUCCAUGUUUGGUGACCUGGACGAGUCCUUUGAUCUGCCACGCGAUCUGGAUCACUCUUCUCUGGCCGGAGGAAUAGGCGGCAGCUCGGUCAUUAAGCCCCGCUCACGCGCCUCCAGCAUCAUCGGGAGAAACGACCCUCCCAUCCGGCCAAGCAGCCGCGGUGGCGCGACGCCGCUCAUGAGCUCGACAUUGAACUUUGGCAACUUCAAACGACGGCCCAGGGAGCCGAGUAUUCUGGGCGCAAGCAGGAAGGCGGUUGGUGAUACUACGGGUACCACGGCCUCCAAUACCACCUCUACUUUUGCGCGCGGCCAGGAGGAGAGCGACGACGAGGAGGAUCUAGGAUUGACACUGGAACUGGAGGGAUUCGAGGAGCCAGAAGCGGAGAGCACACCUAUCAGUCAUAGGCGGAGGACGAGGGCUUCGCUGCGGCAGGCCAAGGAGGCGUCCCCGGAGCUGCCUGACUUGAGCAAAGCUUCUGUCAGAUCGAGGAAGCGGAAAAGUAAGAGUGAUGAGGCGGUCGGUGGUAGCGAUCGUCCCGAGAAGAUUUCACGCACCGAGGAGCCCACGCGGCAGGUGGACGUUGAAGAAGAAGAAGUCAUUCCCCGCACGCAGUCUUCUCCGGCACCAGCCCCUGAAAUAGAUGUGGCCGCGGAGUCCUCUUCUGAGUGCUCGGAGUCAGAAGAUGCGCCGGAGCUCGAGUCUGGGGCUCGAGCCGCACCCGUCUUGACAGUUGAGAGCGACCCCGACUCAUCCUCUGACACCGACUCGUCCCUCUCGGAACUGCCUUCACCGAUCACUAUCCCCGCGCGCCUCGUCGCCCGUCCUGCCACGCCCGAUGGAGACUACGCCGCGCCGCCUUUGUCUAGCGCCUCUGAAGUCUCUGACGAGCUGUGGCCCGACAUCCACGACCUAGCCAAGCGCCGCGCGCGCCAGGCCAACGCAGACGACAAACUGUCGAACGUGUCGUCGCCCCCAUCCCUGACCCACUCUCCAAACCAUCAGCCCAGAGUGGCGCGUGGGCGAUCGAGGACAAGGCGCUCGCCUCCACCCCUGACGACAGCGGUUCUGGCGAACCUCAUGCCCAAGAGACGGCAACAAAGACUGGCGGGGGAAGAGGACAACGACGAGUAUGACACCACAGGCAUCAGGCACGGUGAGGAUGAGCUCUCGUUUGUCGAUUCGCGAAGAAGGCAGAAUCGAUCAACGGCACGAUCAGCCUCUCGCAACACAAACGCCAGGAACAAGUCAAAAGGUGGCAGCCGCAAACGGGGCACUUCACGCAGACAGACCAAGACAUAUUCUCGCCGUGACAUGGAACCAGACAAAGAGAAUGAGGACGAGGAGGUGGACGAGAGCAGAUACGACCCGGUGCCGGAUGAGACAUUUGACGGGGCCGAUCACGUCAGGGAAUACCCGGAGCUCAAGGCUGCCGCAGCCAAGUUCCAGCGCGUGGAUCAAUGGCAGAUGGAGUUUGAGAGCGCCGACGAGGAGGACGCUGCAGAUCUGGAGGCGCGAUAG